AUGACGCGGCACUAUAGCCUUAAAUUCUCGUCUUUAACGUGUUUGGCUCUUGUGCUUUAUGAAGGAAGAAGGAAAGGAACACUCAUUACCAGGUUUGAAUACAUCGAGGUGAAUAAACAGUCCUGGACCUUUCCCAUCGUAGCUAAGACACCACCUUACUGUAUGAGGUGCAUCACAGACUGCUGGGAUCAGGACGAUCAGACGGGAAUCUACAGCUGCCCUCAGUGCAGACAAACCUUCAGCCCUCGGCCUGUUCUAGGGAAGAAUGUGGUGGUUGCUGAGAUGGUGGAGAAGCUGAAGAAGACGAGACUUUCUGGUGUGUGUUACGCUGGAGCUGGAGAUGUGGAGUGUGACGUCUGUACUGGAAGAAAACACAAAGCCAUCAAAUCCUGUCUGACGUGUCUCAAGUCUUACUGUCAAACUCAUCUCCAGCAACACGAGAAUCUCUUCAGAGGGAAGCUGAUGGAGGGCGCUGGACGACUGCAGGAGAUGAUCUGCUCUCGACAUGAUAAAGUGACGGAGAUCUACUGUCGCACUGAUCAGAGAUGUAUCUGUGUGUUGUGUUUGGUGGAUGAACACAGAAAUCAUGACACUGUAUCAACGGCUGCAGCGAGAACAGAGAAACAGGAGACGGCUGCAGUGAGUCGAGCUGAAGGACGUGUGGAGCGACUCAAGCAGGAGAUUGAAGAUCUGAAGAGAAGAAACACUGAGCUGGAGAAGCUUUCACAAACACAAGAUCACAUCCAGUUUCUCCAGAGUUUCCAGUGUCUCUCUGUCUCUGGAUCAGCAGAAAACAUCAGCAUCACUUCUGACGUCUCUUUUGAUGAUGAUGUUGUGAAAUCUGUGUCUCAAUUCAGAGAGAAACUGCAGCGUUUCUGCAGAGAAGAGAUCCGCAAGAUUUCUGUGACAAGCAUCCAGGUGCCUGAACCCAGAAGCAGGAGGGAAUUUCUACAAUAUUUCCGUCCGUUCACACUGGAUCCAAACACAGUGAAUCACAGACUCACUCUGUCUGAAGGGAACCAAGUGGCUACAUACAUUCUCCCAGCCCUGCAGUAUCCGGAUCAUCCAGACAGAUUUGACGAUUGGUCUGAGGUCAUGUGUAGAGACGGUGUGAGUGGACGCUGUUACUGGGAGGUGGAGUGGACUGGGAGGGGACGGUUGGGUGUUGAUGUAGCGGUGGCUUAUAGGAGCAUGGGUAGGAAGGGAGUCGGUCUGGAGUGUGCAGCCGGACGCAACGAUCAGUCCUGGAGUUUGUUCUGUUGUCCAAAUCAUUAUUCAUUCAUUCAUAAUAACUCCGAGAUGAUUGUUCCUCUUGACCCGAGCAGUUCUCGAGUAGGAGUGUAUGUGGAUCACAGUGCAGGACUUCUGUCCUUCUACAGCGUCUCAAACGACACGACGAGUCUCAUCCACAGAGUUCACACCACAUUCACUCAACCCCUCUGUCCUAUGUUUGGACUGGACGAACACUCGGCAUUCAGACUCGCUCAUCUAUAAAUGAUAAGCAUGGUAAAUUAAUAUUCCAUCGCAGUUUAUUCUCUCAUUAAAGCAUCUAGGAAUGUCAGGUGUAGUAAUUAAACUCUGAUAAAUCAUCGCUUAUAGAGUUCCCUUUACGCCGGAUGCAAUGAGCCUCAUUUAUAAAGGUGUGUACGCACAGGUUUGCUCGUAAAGCGUGCGUACGCAAAAAUCCCACGGUUUUUACAUUCCAUUGGACUCUGUAUAUAAAACCCUUUUUGUGUUCGAAAAAUAGUCCAAAAUGUACACAACGUAAAGAACAAAAAACAUAAUGUAAAUAAGUUGUCAGAGAAUCAGAAUAUGUGAAUAACUCAAUUUUGACUGAAAUGUCAGAUUGAAGCUUAGACAAAAAUACCAAUGUGUGUGAUUUAUGAAAAUCAUAUUCAUUCAUUUUUUAUGUACAUCAUCAACCAGUGUAAAAGGUGCAUGAUUGUUUUUCAUGACUUGUUGUCUGUUUAAUUGCUGUACUGUAUACAUGAAACACGUGACAUUAUGGCCAAUAUAAACACGUUAAGAUUCAGUAUUGUGUCAGCUUGAUUUCUGUCAUCAGCUCAGUUUACGAGAAUAAAAACUGCUGUCAGAUCUGAUCCAACCACAUUCUUCUGUUGCUCAAGAACUCUUUCAGAAAGUUCAAUGAUUUAUUCUCUUCCACAUCACAGCUUCACAUAUUUCACAUGACUGAACUGUUUCGUG
Messenger RNA from Triplophysa rosa, 2205 nucleotides. RefSeq names its product tripartite motif-containing protein 16-like protein. The record is from RefSeq and is a predicted model, not a curated record. Lineage: Eukaryota; Metazoa; Chordata; Actinopteri; Cypriniformes; Nemacheilidae. Gene Ontology annotation, molecular function: zinc ion binding; protein binding. The coding region runs from base 1 to 1494 and encodes 497 amino acids. The transcript is spliced from 7 exons.